AAUUAGUUCACUUCCGUUCAGGCAAUUAGCCGAUAAACAACAGAGGUAGAGAGUGAGCCUCCGUAAUUGCCACGAUGAGAUUCCUCCUGUCGAUUUCGGUUCUGGUGCUCACCUUCGGAGUGCUGAUAUAUGCUGACAGCAGCCAGUGGGGCCGCCGACUUGCAGGUGAUCGUCUCCUGAACCGCACCGUCGUCGUAAACAAUUCGCUUCCUGUUGCGGUCAAGAGUACCGUUUUCCAAUAUCUGCCACCGGUGGAAACGGCCAGGCCACCGAACGUGACCUACAUCGCGGCCCGGGAUAAUCUGAAAGCCGGUUCCGGUGGUUUCGCGGCGCUCAUCUCGGGCGGUAUCAAUCAGACACAUGCCACCCUCAGGCUCAGCUCGCGGCCCUAUUUGGGGUUCAACUUCACGGUGGAGAUUUAUGGCAAAUAAACCGAACGGCCCAAGCGGCAGCUGCGAAACGUAGGAAAGAACGGCCCACCGUUUCCUUAGGGGAAGCCGUCAUCGUGUCGAAAUGAGUUGUGCGAAAUAAAAGGUGAAAGCGUUUCGUUUCAAUUGUUGUUUGGAUUCUACUAGCAGAAGGAUCGUAAAAUAAAACAAACGUGGUAUUGCUCCAUUAAA
This is a messenger RNA of Toxorhynchites rutilus septentrionalis, 620 nucleotides long. RefSeq lists its product as uncharacterized. The transcript has 2 exons. The record is from RefSeq and is a predicted model, not a curated record. The coding region runs from base 75 to 431 and encodes 118 amino acids. NCBI's taxonomy places the organism in Eukaryota, Metazoa, Arthropoda, Insecta, Diptera, Culicidae.